AUACAUCAUUUCUUCUGCUUCGUGUUAGUGACCUGAAAACCGGGCGCUAAGAAAUUUGGGUUUUAUUGUGCUAGUAUUCUCUCUAUGCCUGGUUCUGAGUUGGAAACAAUAUGGCCGACGCACCUCCUGUCCCGCAUGGUCAGCUGGUACAUCUAGCUGAACUGUUAAAAGUUCGGCGAGCUGAGGCCAAAAUUGUUUCUCAGUGGCUGCAAAAGCAUUUUCUAUUGCUAUUAGCUCUUGGGGCAUCCACAAUAUAUCGAUCAUGGCUCACUACUUUACUGAAUGGUUUGUUGCGGUGGUUAGGCGGAAUAUAUUUUUAUUAUCAAGCCUACUGGCUGGUGAACAUUUCCCCAUUCAAAGGCGUACAAAAAUGUAGCUCAAUUUUGGAAAAUGCGAAAAGCUGGGGAUCAUGGAAUGACUUUUGGGAGAUGCGUAACGAUCAAUGGUGGUUUUAUAUGUCCUGCCUUGGAAAUGACGCUGGCUGGCCGAAGAGAUUGUGGGAUAAUGUAGUGAGCAGCCCCGAACGAACUUACCCAUUGAUGCUAAAAGUCAAAGGACGCAGUUUACGAAUCAAUCGAUAGACUGUCUAAUACUUUAAUACCGGAUUUGCGUAUGGACCAACGAGUGUUAGCAUAUAUAGUUGUUAGUAAACGACCACUUUCCCA
Molecule: messenger RNA, 665 nt
Organism: Botrytis cinerea B05.10
Lineage: Eukaryota; Fungi; Ascomycota; Leotiomycetes; Helotiales; Sclerotiniaceae
Exons: 1
Coding region: 111-581 (156 amino acids)
Source: RefSeq, a predicted model, not a curated record